Xiphophorus maculatus (southern platyfish) is the source of this 1819-nucleotide messenger RNA. RefSeq names its product dimethylaniline monooxygenase [N-oxide-forming] 5-like. Gene Ontology annotation, molecular function: NADP binding; N,N-dimethylaniline monooxygenase activity; flavin adenine dinucleotide binding. The coding region runs from base 67 to 1560 and encodes 497 amino acids. Lineage: Eukaryota; Metazoa; Chordata; Actinopteri; Cyprinodontiformes; Poeciliidae. The transcript is spliced from 9 exons. The record is from RefSeq and is a predicted model, not a curated record.
CAGGAGUCUCCAGAACCAGAUCGAUCCAGCAUCUACCGCUCUCUGGUGGUGAAUACCUCCAAAGAGAUGAUGUGCUUCAGCGAUUUCCCCAUGCCUGACGACUAUCCCAACUACAUGCACAACUCCCAGCUGCUGCAGUACUUCAGGCUCUACGCUGCGCAUUUUCACCUGCUCCAACACAUUCGCUUUCAGACCACUGUGAGGAGUGUUACACAAAGGCCAGACUUCUCAGUGUCUGGUCAGUGGGACGUAGUGACCAUGAACAAAAAUAACGAGGAAGAAAUACACAUCUUUGAUGCAGUUCUGAUGUGUUCAGGACACUACACCCAUCCGGUCUUACCCCUGUCAGAUUUUCUAGGACACGAAACAUUCCUCGGUAGGCUUCUUCACAGCAGGGAAUAUAGAGACGCAGAUUCCUUCAGGGGUGAAAGGGUGGUGGUUGUUGGCUUUGGGAACUCCGGAGGGGAUGUUGCGGUAGAGAUUAGCAGAUCUGCAGAAAAGACCUUUCUCAGUGUUCGGGACGGGUUCUGGGUGAUGAGCAGAAUGGCCCAUAGGGGCCUGCCCGUGGAUAUGACAUUGAUCUCCAGGUUCAACAUCCUCCUGCUGCAGCUGCUCCCCAAGACUUUAAUCAACUGGGCAGCAGAGAGAGCACUGAACCAGAAAUAUGACCAUGAACUCUACGGUCUGAAGCCCAGACACAGACUUCUGGACAAAAGGCCUCUGGUCAAUGAUGAUCUUCCUGGUCGAAUUCUUCAGGGAGCCCUUGUCAUAAAGCCCAACAUACGAGCUUUCAAGGAUUCAGGAGUUACAUUCGAAGACGGGACAGUUGAAGACAACAUUGACUCUGUGGUCUUUUGUACAGGAUAUAAAGGAAUCUUCCCGUUCUUGCCCUCUGCUCUGUCUGAAGGGCCACACAGUGAGCUGACGCUAUACAAAAGAGUGUUUCCUCCGUCUCUUCAACAACCCACGCUGGCCGUCAUGGGUUUUUUCCAAGUGAGGGGACCAAUCAUGCCGAUUGUGGAGAUGCAGGUCCGCUGGGCUGUGAAGGUGUUUUCAGGUUUGACUCGUCUCCCAUCGACGCAGAAAAUGCUUGAAGUCAUUGAGACUGAAAGGAGGUUAAACUUGCCCAGCUUCCCUAACCCUCAACAAGCUGUUCUCCAAGUUGAUUUCAUCCAGUACUUGGAUUUCAUGGCCGAGGAGAUUGGUGUUAAACCACAUCUUUGGAGACUGCUCCUAACAGACCCAGUCCUCUGGGCAAAGAUCUUCUUUGGUCCCUGCACUCCUUACCAGUAUCGCCUCACUGGGCCUGGACAGUGGGCAGGAGCCAGACAAGCCAUCCUCACACAGUGGGAGCGGGUUGCUAAGCCUUUCAGAAGCAGAGCGCUACCAGAGCCAGAGGUCCGGAGGUCUUUCCCGUGUUCUCCCUGGCUAACGGCAUGUGCAGGAACUAUGGUCAUGGCUUUGCUUUUGUCACAUAAGAUUGUCCCGUUAGUCCAACGUGCCACCCAGAUGCUGAGCAGGAGUAAGAGUUUUCUGGGUGAUUUGUGGUUCACUGACUAACCUCAAAGACUUGAAAUAAUCGUCACUUAGAAGAACUGAUGUAGAGUCGGCUGGAUCAAAGCGACUUCACAGGGAAUCAGAGGUAAUCUGGACCUGAGUUGUCUUGCUUUGUGUUUCUUUACUGAGAAUAUACAAAUAGAGUAUACUCAUCUUUUCGCCAGACUCGCUCUUCAUCGCCAUCAGUAAAACUCGCACAUUCUCAGCUCAGCUUACGUUUGCCUUUCUGCAAAUCCAGUUUAACCACUUACCUUUCUUGUCC